Molecule: messenger RNA, 2179 nt
Organism: Actinia tenebrosa (Australian red waratah sea anemone)
Lineage: Eukaryota; Metazoa; Cnidaria; Anthozoa; Actiniaria; Actiniidae
Molecular function (GO): protein binding
Source: RefSeq, a predicted model, not a curated record
GUCCACUCACUUCGAGGAAGAAGAGAGGAACUUGAGAACUUUUACUGAAUUCAACAACCAAAAACACCCAAAAUGGGGCAAGCCUCAAGCUCCAGAAGAGACGCAAGUCCUUCUAGAGAGAGUACUCUACCCGAGGCAAGACCAUCAGGCCAUCCAAGUGGAGAGGGCAGUUUUGUGAUUUCGUCUUUCCAUAUCCCAUACCAAGACAUUCCAGAUAUAUCAAAACCUAUUGAAAAUUGGUUGUCAAUGGAUAGCAAAUCAAGAGAAAAGCAGGUUCUCCAUGCAAAGCAUUGUAUAUUGACCCCAUACUUCCUCUUCAGUAAAGAGGAUGAGAACGGUGGAAAGGUGGUAACCUGGUUACAGCAAAAACAGCUAAUACCAAAACAAAGCGAACUGUUAUCUGACAAGCAUAUCAGUGUUGCCGACUGUGCAGAAGAAGCAGUGGAUAUGAUUCUUUCACUUAUGAAUUCUCCUUGUUUUCUUUAUGAUGUCUUCCAUGUAGUAGAACAGACAAAAGAGUGUCAUUUAUUGUCUGAUGCACUGAAUAUGGCCAAGAAUUGCCAACUUAUUGAUGUGCUUUUGAAGAAGUUUUCAAACUUCCUUCCAAGUAACAAGCUCCCAAGGGAUGACACUGGAUUGAUCAUUCUAGUUUUAUUAAAUCAAGCAAUGAAUCAUAUUCAGAAGGUUGGAGAUCAGACUGAUGCAUUUGAACAGCUUGUGAAAGACAACAACGGGAGAUGUGAUGAACUGAAGCUGAAAGGCAAUGGGUUGUUCAAUGCUAAGAAGUACAACAAAGCAUGUUCAUAUUACAGUCAGGCCAUCAAGCUAAGGCCUUUUGAUGCUGUCCUGUACGGGAAUAGAGCACAGAGCUACCUGAGUGCUGCAAAAUAUAGAGAAGCUCUCUCAGAUGCAAGAAGAGCAAUCUGUUUGAAUCCGUCUUGGGACAAGGGCUAUUUUCGGUAUGCUAAGGCAUAUUACCACUUGGGCUUUUACGACAAGGCUAUUGCAAUCAACCUACAGGCACAGAAGAAGUGCAGCCAGACAGGAGAGCUGGUCCAGCAAGCAAUCCUGUUUAGUAAAGGCAGAAGCUGUAGUCCUUCUUCCCAACCCACUAGCAAACGACAGCGUAUAUCCAGUGUCGAAGCACAAAUUUCACCCCUUGUUUCUGAUGAAGACGAAGGAGACUACUCUGAUUUACCAGAGUUAAUAAUGGAUGAUAGUGAAGAAGAACUGGAUGAACCAGGUCCUUCAGCAAAUAAAGACAAAGCUUCUAGCACCAUUAAAACAUCAAGGAUUACGGCUAUCAAAUCAGAAGACACCAUGAACUGCAAAAGAGUCCAGUGUUUGUGCAGCCGUUGCAUUCCAAGAACCACAUUGAAUAGAAAACUAAAGAGAACAUCUGACACUAUGCACAAUCAUCCUGGAGAUGAUGAUGAUGAUCACAAUCAUGAUGAUGACUGUAGUAAUAAAUAUAGACAAAAUAACAGACAAAUAUCAAAAAUGUAUCAAGGAAAAAAUCCCAGUCAUUCAGGAGCAAAGUCAAAUGAAGCUUGUGCUUCAUCAAGUAUCCAUCACCAUUAUAAGGAUCACGAUGAUGAUGAAUGCUGUACGGGUUGUGAAGUUACAAGAAAAACGGACAAAGAUAUUGAAAGUACCGCAACGUCACAUGGAGAGCUGUCUGGUAUAUUUUCAAUUAAUCAUCAUCACAUGUAUCAUGAUUCUGAUGAUGCAAGAGACUUUAAGAUUCAAGGGAGAUUGGGCAAUAGCGAUGCUCAAAAGAAAUCUAAGAAGACAUUGAUUAAGAAGGAUUUGAAGAGUGAUGACAAGAAUCACUUACUGUCAUCGUUAGAUAAUGGGAGUGAAUCUUCUUCCUCAAGUACACUUAACACUCUGAGCAGCUCUACAAAUGUGGUAUCUAGUAAUCACAACAUGUGUGAUGAUUCUGAUGGAUGUGAAUGUGAAAGUUGUUCAAGCAGCUUGGGGGUACAGGGAAAGAAUAAGCCCACAAGUAGUGCUCAGGCUGGCCUACAAUCCAACAAUGAUAUCAAUAAUGACAGUCAUUCUAGAGAUGAUUAUGAUGAGCAUGAGUGCAUAUGUGGGUUAUGCCCUGUUAAUGGUGAUGAUGAUGAUGAAUGGGAAGACAUAGAUGAUGAUGAUGAUCACAGUUUUUCAGACAUGG